Molecule: messenger RNA, 3409 nt
Organism: Stomoxys calcitrans (stable fly)
Lineage: Eukaryota; Metazoa; Arthropoda; Insecta; Diptera; Muscidae
Exons: 3
Coding region: 128-676 (182 amino acids)
Biological process (GO): neurogenesis
Cellular component (GO): P-body; cytosol
Molecular function (GO): protein binding
Source: RefSeq, a predicted model, not a curated record
GCUUUUCUUAAAUCAGUCCUUACGAACGCGCCACUCUCUAUUUGUUGGAAGUUCUUAAGACAUAUUUACUUAAUGUUCUUAAGACUUAUUUGGAAGUUCUUAAGACAUAUUUAAUAUUUCCAGAAAAAUGGCUAACGCUAACGAUCUUCUCAAGAAUGUAUCUGCAACAGUUCCAGAAAAAGUUGGCGACAUGUUUAAAGUUGGUUUUGUGAUUGACUGUAAGUUUCUGGUUGGAAAAAGUGCUGAAGCUAUAUUUGGCCAUAAAUGGAAGUUUGCAUUAGAGUCACCGGUCUUUGAACGUAUGUUCUGUGGCGCAUUCAUUGAAGCCAAUAACUCUACGGAAGUUGCUUUACCAGAUGAUGAUCCGAAAAUAUUCCGAAUUUUACGACGUCUAUUGUACAACUUUCGUGAAGCAGAUGUCACUUCAUUAUCAUUUGAGGAUACUUCAAACUUAUGCAUAAUGGCCGAUAAAUAUAUGGUGGAAACUGUGGUAAAAUUAUGCUGCGGUCAUUUAUUUACAUUCAAAGAGAGAAAAAAGCAAAUAAAAUUAUUUGCUCUUGCCAGGAAAUUACAAGAUAAAUUUCUUCUUUAUAAGAUCGAAUUGAUUAUUUCAGAUCUCAACCCAAUUGAGCAUCUUUGGGAUCUAUUGGAGAAAAAAUUCGUCAGCACGUUAUAAACAGCAAGGAGAUUUUACGAAGUGUCAUGCAGGCAGAAUGGGCGAAAAUAACAUCUGAGGAAACAGAGAAGUUGGUAAACUCCAUGCCAAAUAGACUGAGUGCAGUCUUAAAACAACGUGGCUAUCCUACCAAAUAUUAGGAAUGUGUUAAUAUGUUUUUAUUUUGAGUUUAAAUAACGCUUUUGCUUAUUUUUAAUUACUGAACGCAGACUUUGUGGUGCUUAUAUUAAAUUGUUAUCAUAUUUAAAUCGCUCUAGAGUGAAAGUGCUUAACCAAACUUAGAAUUUUGUUUUUUAAUGAUUUGAUUUAUAAUUUUAUUUUGUGUUCUUUAACCAAUAAUAAAAGUUUGUCAAGUGAAGGAAGACUUUAUGGGAUAUGUGUUGAUAUACAUCAGGAAUGUUUGUAACUUUAUGUACAAUUAAAGACACUCAGUUCAAGGUUCAAAACAAAAUUCAAAGCUCUUUUUUUGUUUUGUGUAAAGGAUUAAAAAAAGGGAAUCGCAAAUGAAAAAGGAGCUAAGGAACUAAGAAAAGGAACUAGUUCCUUUUGUGGAACGGAACUAAAAAGAGCGAUCACUAAAAGAAACUAAAAUGCCCACCUCUAAAAUUUAUAGUUUUAUUUUGCACUCUUAACAAAUACACACACAGAAAAAAAAUAAUUUUGUAAAACUACUACUUUUGUCGAAAAAACGACGACGAAAUUUGAUAACUUUCCUGCAACAAAUUAUUUUGAAUUUGGACGACCCAAAGUAAAAAUUGUUGUUGAAGGGCACUCUUUUCAAGCCAACAUAUAGCAAUAACAACAAUAUGUCUAUAAGCAAAACAAAAAACCAUUUAACCAACCAGCCACCAAUAUGCGACUUUGCUGCAUAAGCUUCGGUGUGGUGGUGUUUUGUAUUUUCUUUUAUUCGGCUCGUGGUGCUUGUCUCGUCCGUUUACUUCUCUUGCUCGUUGCAUUUUUUCUCUGUGUCUCUCUCUACGCACGAUUUGAACUCAUGUUUUCAUGAUCGGUAGUCUUGCACGCAUCCUCUAGCUUAUCGACAUUCCUUAAUUGAUGUUGAAAUAACUUAAUAAGCAUUAUUGCACAAUAAUAAGCCCCAAUAAAAUUCGAUUUAUAAAAAUUUAAAAACAACAUUAAACAUUUUUUUGAUUACGAAAUACGUAUUUUUUUAGCCGAAUUUUCAAAAAUAAUUUUAAAGAAGAAUAACAAAACAAAAAACAUUUUUUUUAUUGGCCGGGGAAUUCAAACAUGGGUUUGCAAGUACUUAAUGGCAUGGGAGUCUUGUGUGCUACAUGGUAGUACGCAUUUUUUAACAACUAAAGGCCGGUACUAUAUUCGGGUUUCGUGUUGAAAGUCCAUAUAAAAAAAUAAAAGAGAAAAAUUUGCCGAAAUGUGUUCGUUUCGUCAUAACUUGUUUUUCCACCUAGGGAAAAUUUACAUUUGGGGACGCCCAUUGAGAGCACAAAAACACAGUCUCAAGAAGUUACUUACGCAAAUAAACGCGAUCGUCAAACUUCUAAUUGUAACUGAGUGUUUGUUAGUGAUGUUGCUCACAAGUAUUUACUCUGGUUGGAAAAAAUAAACAGCCCUAUUCUGAAUAACAAUUCCCUGGGAGUUUAUUCCCUACAAUUUUCUGUUCUCUCGGUUUAAAUAUGUCAUGUACCCACCAUAGAAGAUUUUCUUAAGUUUUUCAAUUUUAUUAGCACUCCGUUCCGAGUCCGAUACUAAAAGGAGGUCCCUUAUCUUUGAGCUUAAAGUAGAAUCGGGCGGCACUCGAUGAUGUGCAAGAAGUCAUCUGUUUCUUAAUGGAAUGUUCGUGGGCAAUUAUUAAAAGAUACUUGGCGCCACAUUUGGCAGCAUUCACUUCACAGGAGUAGGAAUAAAUCCAUAAUUCACUUUUCGGCAGUAUUGUAUCCAGCAGCCGUCCCAACCACCAUGAAAAGCGGCCGCCGCCUGGAAAUGUCGACUAGAUCUUCAAGUCUUAGCUCCGUAAAAGUAGACAUUUAGAUAAAGCGGCGCAUCAGCAUUUAUGACGACGAAGGAGAAGCAAACUUCUAUAUUACGAUUCAGCCUCCUUAACUCCUUUUGGCAAGGGAAAACGCCAACAUGCAGGAUGUACACCGCAUGCAGCCAGAGACAUUACGACACAAUUAAUCUAUUUGUCUGUCCACCAGACCACUCUGGAAGCAUCUAAUUAAGCCAACGACUGUUUGGAUGAAGACGGAAAGUUGUUAUCACAACACAGAAAUAUGGUGACAAGCUGUAGGCCAUAAUUGUGCAUUAUUAAAAUAAACACAUUUGUAAACUUUUUUAGCAACCAUUAACUUAUUUUUGCUUAUUUUUCCAUUUUAUAUUCUUUUUUCCAAAAAAUAACAAUCAAAUGUUUAGCCAAAAUGAAACCGUUGAAGCAAAACAGCUGUUUUCGAAAAUUCGAAAUUCCCUCUUCCAUAUUUUUUCUCUCCCCAUUCAAUCAGAAUAGGAGGAUUUUAUUCGAGGGAGAAAUUUAUUCCCAGGGAGUUUUCAGAAUUGGGCUGAAGGUGUUUGUGGAUGCAUAAAUAAGAAAGUACUUUUUGAAAUAAUAAGGUUUGUGAAGGAAUGUGUUGCGCUUUUGGUCUUGCAAUUACAACAACAAUAUUUGGAUAAAAGUGGAGGAUGCUGCCAAUGGCUUUUGUAAAGUUGUGCUUAUUUAACUUAUAACAGUGAAAAUACUUCAAAAUUUAAUUAUUUUUUCAA